GACGCAUUUAGGUUUGGGGAAUCUAGUUGCAGUGGAUUAUGAACGCUUUUGGACACCAACCAUCUAACCAGCAGACCAGCCCUAUUCAGCACCACACCGCACAGGAGAUCCUGGACAUGGCCGUGUACUGCGAUAACUACGGUGUGUACCAACAGAACCUCCACCACCAUCACCCUCAGAGGCCGCCGACGCACCCCACCAGCUACGGCCUCGGAGAGUACACCUCUCCCUCCACGAACCCGUACCUAUGGCUGAACGGACCCAGCAUCAACUCCUCUCCGUAUCUCCCCGGGAACAACGGCUCGUCCUAUAUUCAGUCUGGAUACGGCUCAAACCAGAGGCAGUUCUUACCGCCUCCCACUGGGUUUGGUGGCGCAGACCUGGGCUGGCUGUCCAUAUCCAGUCAGCAGGAACUCUUCAAGAUGGUCAGACCACCUUACUCCUACUCAGCACUGAUCGCCAUGGCCAUACAGAACAACCAAGACAAAAAGUUGACUCUCAGUCAGAUCUAUCAAUAUGUGGCUGAAAACUUCCCUUUCUACAAGAAGAGCAAAGCUGGCUGGCAGAAUUCAAUCCGACACAAUUUGUCACUGAACGACUGUUUCAAAAAAGUGGCACGGGAUGAAGAUGACCCCGGUAAGGGAAACUACUGGACCCUGGACCCCAACUGUGAGAAGAUGUUCGACAACGGGAACUUCAGACGGAAGAGGAAAAGGAGAGCUGACAUUAGCGGGGCUGACAGCACCUCUCUCCCAGUCAAGUUAGAGGACGGCCCGCACAAGCUCUCCGACACCGCCAGCCUGCUGAGCUCUUCCCCGCCCAGCCUGCACGGUUCCCCGGCCUCCCCCACGGAGCACAAGUCGUCCCCGUCUCCCUCCGCGGAGCACAGCCCGUGUUACAGCAACUUCGUGUCCAGCGUGAACUCGCUACUGGCGGGAAGCAGCGAGGGCUCACGGGCCGGGGAGCGGGACUACGGCUCCGGGCAUCUGUCCCAGAGCAGAGAGGGCAUGUCAGGACUCGGCGCCUACUCGCCCACUUUAAUCGCUCCUCUGAACUCUGACAACAACAGAAUCAACUAUUACACAUCCGUACAGAGCCUGUCCAACCAUUUUAGUGUUAAUAACCUCAUAUACAGCCGGGAAGGAACAGAGGUGUAGACUGUCGUUCUGUCAGUAUUGGGAUGUGACCGAAAAAAGUUAUUUAUCACUGUUUGUCUUCACAUUUCUUAUAGCCUGCGAUUAUUAUACUCCAGGUUUAGUAUGCCUCAUGUUGAACUCUGGACAUUAACUUUUUUUUUCUCCACACAAUUUCCUUUACUAACUGGAAAUCUAUUUCGCUGUAUUGAAAAGGAAUUUAACAAACUGUCAAUUUUCCAUUUUGGUUUGUUCAUACAAGUGCAACUCACGUGUUUAUAUGUAGAUAAUUAAUCAAUUUACAAAUCAGCCCAUGGAAAUCUAUUCUUGAACUCAUGGAUGUUUUUUUUACCAUAUUUUCUAAUUGUAGCUGCCCACUUGGGCUAACUCUGUCUUGAAUAAGAAGGAGAAACAUAUGUACAGAAAUUAUUUUUCAUAAGACCAUAUGAAAUGUAUUUUAGACUGCAUUGUGUUGUGUGUG
This is a messenger RNA of Trematomus bernacchii (emerald rockcod), 1614 nucleotides long. It is a transcript of the gene foxi1, whose product is annotated as forkhead box i1. Gene Ontology annotation, biological process: cell differentiation; anatomical structure morphogenesis; regulation of transcription by RNA polymerase II. The record is from RefSeq and is a predicted model, not a curated record. Lineage: Eukaryota; Metazoa; Chordata; Actinopteri; Perciformes; Nototheniidae. Gene Ontology annotation, molecular function: DNA-binding transcription factor activity, RNA polymerase II-specific; RNA polymerase II cis-regulatory region sequence-specific DNA binding. The transcript is spliced from 2 exons. Bases 39 to 1157 code for a protein of 372 amino acids.